AUGCUUUAAAAUUAAAAACCUAUUUAAUGUAAAAAUUAACAGUAAAAUCCUAAAACUAGAACUAACUAAAGUAAUUAAAGCCUUAUCUAAAAACCUAAGAAAUAAACUUAAUAAUAAAUACAAAUAAUUUAAUAAGUAAAAUCUAAAAAUUCAAAACCUUCCUUUGUAUAAUAUUUCAUGAAACCUGUUAUAUACAACAUUAUCCUAUUUCUAAAUUUUAAAGAAAUAUCCUCACUAAGAAGAGUUAAUAGCUACUUUAACUAAAUAUUUAUUGAAUGUUUACCAAUCUUAAAAUAGUACUAUAAUGAAUAGUUAAAUAUUUAAAAAGAAUUGAUUUAAUCUAACAUAAUUUUUAAUCAACUUCCUUAAUUAAAUCAUGUCGAUUUUGAUGAAUUUAAAUCUGGACUCUAUAAUGAAUUUUUAUAUGCUUGUCCUGAAAAAGUACCCUAAUUUUAUAUAAAAUGUAUAGAAUUAAUUUCAAAAGUACUUUUGUCAGAAUUACCUAAAUGGAGAUACUCCAAGUAUACUUAUUAAAUGAAGACUAAACUACUCUAUGAAAAAUUAUAAAUGAAAGAACCAUUAGAAAAUUUAUAUGAUUUAUCAGAUAUAUAAGUUGAAAUUAUUAGAUCAGAAGCACACAAUAUAGAUAAUGGAUUUACUUUUAUGAAAUGUUAAUUUGUUCCUCUUGUUAAUUUUGUAGAUAACUUAAUCAUAUUGUCUAAUUCACCACAUUAUAAAGAAUUAAAAAAAUAUAAAUAAAUAUAGCAUCGUAUCUUAGAGAUAUAAAAAUUUCUUAAUGCUUAUUUUAAGAAUUAAUGA
This is a messenger RNA of Paramecium pentaurelia, 819 nucleotides long. Lineage: Eukaryota; Ciliophora; Oligohymenophorea; Peniculida; Parameciidae. The record is from the annotation of a GenBank genome assembly.